AUGGCCCUCCCCGAGUCCCUAAAGGUUUACGGGACUGUCUUCCACAUGAACCAGGGAAACCCAUUCAAGCUUAAGGCCCUGGUGGACUCAUGGCCUGAUUUUAAUACUGUAGUUAUUCGUCCUCAGGAGCAGGAAAUGACUGACGACCUCGAUCACUACACCAACACUUACCUAAUCUACUCCAAGGAUCCUGACCAAAGCCAGGAAUUCCUGGGCUCCCCCGCAGUCAUCAACUGGAAACAGCAUCUGCAGAUUCAAAGUUCACAGUCCAGCCUGCAUCAGGUGAUAGAGAACCUUGUAUCCAUUAAUCGUGGCCAGGUCAAGCACACACAAUGCAAUCUCUAUAUGACAAUGGACACUGCAGAGAAACUGAUUCCUCUCCUGGUGGACACAAAGAACUUCUCAUCCAGUGCCAACAAACCCAAGUCCCUCAACCAAGAGAUGUUUAAGCGCUCAUCCCUGGACGUUGCCCAUGCUGCUCUGGUGAACCAACUGUGGUAUUUUGGUGGCACUGAGAGAAGCCGGAGAUUCAUUGAGCGCUGUAUCCGGACCUUUCCCAGCUUCUGUCUGCUGGGGCCUGAGGGGACCCCCGUGUCUUGGUCCCUGAUGGACCACACUGGAGAGCUGCGAAUGGGAGCUACUGUGCCUGAGUACCGGGGCCAGGCUCUCAUUUAUCAUACUGCCCUCUACCAGAUCCAGACUCUGAGCAAACGUGGCUUCCCAUUGUAUGGGCACGUGGACAGGGCCAACUACACCAUGCAAAAGUCAAGCAUCAAGCUGCAUUAUGUCCCUAUGCCUUGUGAGUGGAACCAGUGGAACUGUGUGCCUGUGUGACACUGGCCCUGAGCACGGGAUGCUGAGAGUGGGCUGUGCAUAUAUCUGGAGCUGUGGAUGGGGAAGCUGAGAAAAAGAAUCAAGUGUAAUGUGGAGUAGACUGUGAGCUCGGGGAACAGGGGUCAGUGACAAACAGCUCACCCUGAAUCCUUGUCAUCAAACCACUCACAGGCUGUCCUUCAUUUCCUUGGGCUGAAGUGGCCGGACACACCCGCUCCCUGUGUGGUACCCCUCCCUCCGUUCAGGUCGCUUAUAUUCUGCUUUAAUUGGCUGCAUGGUUUCUCCUUUGCUCCCCUGGAUCACUGACGCUUCUUCACUUGGCAGGACGUGGAUUCUAUGAUUUUUUUCCCCUUUGGCCUCGUUGGCUUUUUUUUUUUCUUUUAUUGCCUGAAGAGUUGUCUCUCCUGUGUAUUCUUUCCCAGAUAGCUUCCUACAUCUUCCAUGAAAACAUUGUAAAAUAUAUUACAUGCAUAUAUGAAUAUAAAUAAUAUAUGUGAAGCAAUAAUAAUUAUUCAGAAACAAAGCAGUCAAUAAUACUUUUCCAACUUGUACUAAUGUAUUUUGCAAAGAGCUGUCUUUUGCAACUCAUACCCUGAAAAAGGAUUCCAGCAUUGUUUCUAAAGACUGAGUUUUAUUAAUCCCCUCCAGAUUCCUCUCACAGUGCAGAAAUUCUUUGUGGAACCUUAGCAGGAACAUUCAGACCUAAUGUAGUGGUGUGUAUGAUCUGGGACAGGGGCUGAGAAGAUCGGUGCUCAAAGGAGGAAAGAAGGAAAGGCAAUGUCCCUGAGAUAAGGUUUGGGACCAUCACAGCCCAGUUCCUCAACGAGUAAGAGAAAUAGGUGAGAGGCUUGUCCUUGAACACUGGGUAGUACAUAAUCUGCAGACCUGCCCUGAUGUCACAAAUAGAAGAGGAACUUGUGAUAGAGAAGAAGGGAGAAGAGAAUCUCUUCAUACUGAGACAAAGAGGCCACAUGAUACAUGGCAGAGAGAGAAAGAGACAGAGCACUAAUCCAGUUAAAGAGAAAUCUUGAGUUAGUAGGGAAGAGGAAUAUUGAUUUUGUCUUACCAAAUGAAGCUAUCGCAAAGCAGUGAUGAUAAUAACAUGUAAAACAACCUGUGAUAGAGAUUGGCCCAUUCAAUCUUGAAACAAACUCAACAGCCUGAGGUAGACUGUUAUAUGGCUUUAGGUCAUCAUUCAGAAUUUAUUCAAGACUUCCAUAAGAAUUUGCCACGAAUAAUAAGAAUAUUUUCUUUCCAGUCUUGGCUAAAGAGCCCUCAAGAUGAUGGACCUAUAGAGCUCCAUUCUGUUCUUUUAAAUAGAUUCAUCUUUAUGUUUUUAAGAAAAAUUUUUAGCACCUGUGAAAUUGUACACCAUGAUGGGUUUCAUUAUGACAUUUUCAUGUAGGUAUUUAAUAUACUUUGAUAAUAUCCACCCUCCCUAAAGCCCUUUCUUAUUCACCCUCUUUCCUCCCAGUUCUUUCCCUUCCCUAAUGUCAUCCUUCUAAUUUCAUGCCAUCUUUCCUUCUUCCAUUCCACAUAUUACAGGAAACUCAUGAUA
Molecule: messenger RNA, 2392 nt
Organism: Chinchilla lanigera (long-tailed chinchilla)
Lineage: Eukaryota; Metazoa; Chordata; Mammalia; Rodentia; Chinchillidae
Product: glycine N-acyltransferase-like protein Keg1
Exons: 5
Coding region: 1-834 (277 amino acids)
Cellular component (GO): mitochondrion
Molecular function (GO): glycine N-acyltransferase activity
Source: RefSeq, a predicted model, not a curated record